Ziziphus jujuba (common jujube) is the source of this 396-nucleotide messenger RNA. RefSeq names its product RING-H2 finger protein ATL72. Lineage: Eukaryota; Viridiplantae; Streptophyta; Magnoliopsida; Rosales; Rhamnaceae. The transcript has a single exon. The record is from RefSeq and is a predicted model, not a curated record. The coding region runs from base 1 to 396 and encodes 131 amino acids.
AUGAUCUCUCCUCAGCCUCCUCCCUCUCCUCCGUUUCCUCUUCUUGGCAUCGCCGCUCUAAUUUUCACGUAUGUUGUGAUUUGCUACUUGGUUAUUGACUUCGUCGGUGAAGUUGAAGAAGACAUCAGCGAAACACCCUCAAGCAAGGAUGAAGAGUCUUCAGGCUUAUCCCUACAGGAGUUGCAGAAAGUCCCCUGUUUCAACUAUGGGGUAGGUAGAAGCUUGGUUUGUGCGGUCUGUUUGGAUGGUAUUGAGGAUGGCGAAAAGUGUAGGAUGUUUCCUGUUUGUUCCCAUGUGUAUCAUGCCUAUUGUAUUGAUCUUUGGCUAAUCAGGAAACUCUCAUGUCCUACUUGUCGUGCACCAUUGAACAUCACUGCUCGUUUACACAAUGUUUAA